Klebsormidium nitens is the source of this 2053-nucleotide messenger RNA. NCBI's taxonomy places the organism in Eukaryota, Viridiplantae, Streptophyta, Klebsormidiophyceae, Klebsormidiales, Klebsormidiaceae. The record is from the annotation of a GenBank genome assembly.
CUGUGUCGAUAAACAGCAUGCAGGCGCCUGCAUUCGAGACCUCAAGUUGAUUGCCUUGUUGCAGUGCUGAUUUGAAUCUGCUGCCUUCAACCAGAGGGUGCACUGAAAAUAGAGCUCCCCCGCUGUCAUCAUGGGCGGCGACACUCUGCACGCACAAUUCUACCUUGAGGAGAGCCCGAGCAGCUUUGUCCUGAAAGCUGCAAACGGAUCCCCAUCACAGGCGCUGAUUGUGGAUAGGAAGACUGGAGAUGUGUCAACAAAGAGUGUACCUGCUGAGCCUCUGCAGGGAGAGAAGGUGUAUGGUGUCGUUGGCAUGAUCAAGUUGAUUGCAGGAACGUACGUUAUUGUGAUCACAAACAGGGAGCUUGUUGCAACACUGCGCGGGCAGCCGGUGUACCAAAUCACAGGCACACGGAUCCUGCAGUGCUCUUCUUCCAGCGAUCAGCUGUCCUCUUCACAAAAACACGACGAAGAAGUCUACUUGACUCUGCUCCGACACGCUUUGGCGGCGCCAGGCCUGUACUUUUCGCCCCAGGGAGAUAUCACACUAAACCAACAGAGCUUUGCCACGCUUGACAAGGAAGACCUCGCAAAGCCGGAGUAUGAGCGAGCGGAGCCGCGCUUCUUCUGGAACCGCUACCUUGUCGAACCUCUCAUCAAGAAACGGUUGGACCCGUUCAUCAUCCCCAUCAUGCAAGGUAGCGUGCAGACCCUGAAAGCGCAGGGCAUCAAGAACAAGGCGCUCGAUCUCACCCUGAUAGCAAGGAGGAGCUCGGACCGGAUUGGCACUCGCAUGUGGAGGCGAGGGGCAGACAAGGCCGGGAACGUGGCCAACUUCGUGGAGACGGAGCAGCUCGUCUUGACUGCGAACCACGUUGCGUCAUACAUCCAGGUCCGGGGCUCAAUCCCUAUCUUCUGGGACCAGGUGGUGGACCUGAAAUGGAAGCCGAAGAUCAGAACGGUGGAGACCAGUACCAGCAUGUCUGUCGCCAAGCAGCACUUCGAGAAGUUGAGCAAGGCGUACGGCGGCAUCGUGGCCGUUGAUCUGGUCAACCAGAAAGGCGGGGAGGCGGUUCUCGGUUCUGCCUACAAGAAGGAGAUGGCGGUCAUCAGCGAAACAAAUGCUGCCGUCUCGUAUUGGCCGUUUGACUUCCACAAGGAGUGCGGCCGCAUGCACUUUGAGAAGGUCAACAUUCUGUGGGCCAAGAUCCGGGACGCCGUCGAGGGCGAGCACAAGUACUUCCUGGCCCGCGACAACGGCGAGGUGCUCCAGCUGCAGAAGGGCGUCGUCAGGACCAACUGCAUCGACUGCCUGGACAGAACCAACGUGUUCCAGAGCGUCCUGGCUAGGAAGGCGUUGGAAGCGCAGCUGUUCCGACUGGGCGUCUUCAGCGAGAGCGAGAUCGUGGCGGCUCAUCCCACGUUUGACGUGCAGUACAAGAUCCUUUGGGCAGACCAUGGGGAUGCAAUCAGCCUGCAGUACGCCGGGACAGGCGCCUUGAAGGGCGACUUCGUGAGGUACGGAACCCGUAGCUUCCGGGGGCUGCUCCAGGACGGUGUGAAUGCGCUCACGCGGUACUACUACAACAACUUCACUGACGGCCACCGACAGGACGCCUUGGACCUGGUGACUGGGCACUACACCGUGACGGACGACUCCCCUCCUCUGAGAGGCGGAAACUUGACAGUGUGGACGCCCCUCGUGCUGACGGGCCUCAUCGCGACCGCAACUCUGGCCAUCUGGAAUGCCACACGAGGCAUCACAAACUUGAACGUGCAGUACUUUGCUUGGGCCUUCUUGUACAUUGGUUUCGCAUAUUUCACCUUCUCCUUCAUCAAGAGGCACGGCCAACAGCUGUGCGACCGACCCCGGCUUUGCAACCUCAGAUGAUUCGACUGAAACUUUUGGCAGGAGAGUGCUGCCUAUCAACCAUACAUACAUUCAAGAAAGGAAACGGUUAAAUAGAAGAGAGGACUUUUUUUGGUAAACACCUUUUCUGACAUUCAACACAAUGUUGGCAACAUGCAACGUGGAUGCUGCGACGUGUACCGG